AUGGAAGGUCACUCGGGUCGCCACGAUAGUGGAGGACUGGGGGAGGUAUGUUUCUAUCAUAAUAGGAUACGUAUUGUCACGUUUUUUGAUAACAAUGCUUACCCCCCCCCUCAUUCACAGCACCACCACCACCAACCCCGCCAAGCAAACCCGACCCCACCAACCUCACCCACAGCAACCGCCAGCCUAUCCAAAAAGCGCGCCCAAUCACCCUCCCUCACGUCCUCCCCCUCCUCCCCCUCCUCCUCGCCACCACCACCACCAAAACGUCGCGUCCUCCUCCCCUCCCUGCCGGACGAAACGGCCCUCCUCCUCACGCUGAAGGACACGCAGAACCUGCCGUGGCCCCGCGUGCACACCGCCUUCGCGGCCCACGGCUGGGAGCGCAAGCUCGCGGUGCUGAAGGGCCGCUACAAGGCUAUCAAAGAGGGGGGUGUGUACUGGGAGGAGGACGAUGUGGACUUGCUCUUCCGUGCCGUGUGGGAGGUCGAGAGGGAGUUCGAGAGGGGACGGUGGGAGGCGGUUGCCGAGAAGGUGAGGGGUUGGGGGGGCUGCGGGGGCAGGGUUGGAAGCGCGGAGUGUGAGAGGAGGUGGAAGAAGGGGGGGCGGAUGGAGAAGGAGGGGGAGGGGGAGGGGGAAAAGGUGGAGGAGGGGCAGGGGAAGGGGAGGGAGGAUGUGAUGAAGGUUGGGAGUUUGCUGGGGUAGACGAGGAGUUUAUUAUUGUACCGGUACUACUCGGUCUUAUUU
Tuber melanosporum (Perigord truffle) is the source of this 747-nucleotide messenger RNA. RefSeq lists its product as uncharacterized. Bases 1 to 705 code for a protein of 234 amino acids. The transcript has a single exon. The record is from RefSeq and is a predicted model, not a curated record. Lineage: Eukaryota; Fungi; Ascomycota; Pezizomycetes; Pezizales; Tuberaceae.